CUGGUGUUUGGAUUCAUCAUCCUCUAUUCAAUUACUCACUCGACAUUCAGGCAGGCGAGGCAGGAAGGCAUUCCGCUUCUGAUUGCGAGAUCGUCUGGUUUCUAGACGCGUGAGUCGGUGUCUCCUGACGUGAGCAGACGCAAACUGGUUCUUUCGUCCUCUCAGUUGUGCUGAUCUUGCGCAGCCAACUUCCUUUGGAGCAUUGUCUAGUCAUUGUCUACUUCGCCGGUCGGGUCCUGUGCUCAACUGCGUGGACGACUUUGUCACAAGCAGCUCAGGAUGCACGAUCAGGCACAGCACGCUGGCUGAGGGGAGGAGGCACGCCACGCUAAAUAUUCGGGAAGCAGAGACCAUCCCUUACAGAAUUGGAAGAGAACUGAGCGUUCAAAGUUCUCUUGCGGACGCCAUGUUGUAGGAGUGCCUUAGGGUUGUGAUAGUAUGUAGAACUUGCUCUGGAGAGCUUCAGCGCAGGUGAUUUGGACGAAUCCGGGUCUUGAAGAAACCCGCUCUUCUGAUGCAAAGGUCGUGGUCACAGAAUCAUUCGUUACCUCCUACUGCAGGUCGUGAACCUGUGGUAUACUCUCGAGAGUAUGUUGACUCGGAAAAGAAGCAUAAGCUCAGAGGCUGACCUGCGUUCGAUGAAGGUUGGAGGGUUUUUUGUUAUGGAAUUCAGCAUGACGGCGGCACAGAUGCUCAGCCAAGUAGUAGUCCCCGAGGAGAGAAUAUUAUAGCAAUUUACAGUAGCUUUCUAGUUGAUAGUGUAUUAGGCUUCAGCCGGGUAGUGCGCAGAAGCCGGUAGCAUGACUACCAUGAAUCACGGCCAUCUUUCGCACCCACGGGGGGAGGAUCCGUAUCUCAUUGAUUGUUCAAGAGACAGUUUUUCACAGUCAGGCUUGCGGAAUAUCGAAGAGAAUCAUCCGAUGUUGAAUUCUGCCCUCACUGCGUACGCUGCCCCACCGGAGACUCCUCAAGAGCCAAUGGAGUUUCUGUCUCGGUCGUGGAGUAUCUCGGCCGUAGAUGUACACCGAGCUCUAGCUCCAGUUGUAACACACGAAAGCAGGAAGGUGUAUGGAAUCGCCGAUUUAACACAUCCCGAUUCGCAACUUGAGACAGCCCCUUUCUCGUUUGCGUCGUCGGUGACGUCGCAGCUAGUUAUGGAUCGCAUCUUGACCCCUGGAACUCAAGAGCUGUCGCCGUUUGCCUCCAGAAGAAACUCUCACAGCAGCGGUCCUUUGAGUUUUGUCAGCCCGCCAAUCUCUCCACGGGGAUCCGAUCAAUAUCGUCGUCAAAGUUUCAGUCUUGUUCCAAGGGGGAAGUCUAUGGGGAGAUGGAUCAAGGAUAUGAAGGAGAAAAAGAAGGAGCUGAAUCGUACGCGCAAAGCCCAAGUGCACGCCGCUGUUACAGUGGCUGGGGUCGCCGCCGCCAUUGCUGCUGUGGCUGCUGCCACGGCGGCUUCCUCAACCGACGAGCAGAGCACUCGGACAGCCAUGGCGAUGGCGUCAGCGGCAGCAUUGGUUGCUGCUCAGUGCGUCGAGGUGGCUGAAAGCUUGGGUGCUGAUCGCGAGCAAAUGGCAGCUGUAGUUAGUUCUGCCGUUAGUGUGAAAAGCGCAGGGGACAUUCUUACCCUGACUGCAUCUGCUGCGACAGCUUUGAGAGGAGCGGCUACUUUAAGGCAAAGAACGUUGAAGGAUGCUCGGAGUGUGGCCACCGUAAUGCCAUACGAGCGCAGCGUCGCGUGUCAAUCAUCUAUUGGUUAUGGUAGCGAUUACAUUGACGAGGACAGUGAGAUUGAGUACAGCACGCACGAGAUUCUGUCUAGAGGUGCAGAGUUUCUGAAGCGUUCAAGGAACGGUGAAGUGCAAUGGAGGCACGUCUUUGUAUAUCUUAACAAGCAGGGCCAGGUCGUCUUGAAGUUGCAAAGUAAAAUCAUCGGCGGAGCUCUGAAGAAGAACAAAAAAAGUCUUGUGCUACAUGUUUAUCCAGAUAUUCCAGCUUGGCCAGGAAGACAGCUUCUGGAUAAUGGCGAUCAGCGAAGAUAUUUCGCCCUAAAAACUACGAGAGGAGACGUGGAGUUUGAAUGUAAAACUGUGCAUGAGCAUCAGCUGUGGACUGAGGGAAUUAAUCGCUUGCUAUGUCUGUCGAAAAGAAGGGGCACUUUUUUGUAGAUCAGAGUUGAACCACUCAACUCCCUCCCCCGCCCCGCCUGGGAAAAGAGAGUACUGCAGCUUUUGGAUGGUUCAAGAUAUUGGUUGGGGAGAAUUUAACAGGAUGAGAUGAAGUACUUGGUCCAAUGGUCACUCGGUUUUCAAGAGAGACUCAACAAGUGGUUGCUGCACCAACUGAACUGUCCAGGCUCGUCAGAGUUGCUUCGCAUGAUACUGUCGGCGCACCGAAGUCCAGUCGACAGAUGCUGAAUGGUGCUGCACCGGGACUUCAUUCCCCCUCUUGUCUUGUGAUCAAAGAAUGAGUAUUAGAAUACUUACUACAACUCCAGGACUUGCAAACCUGUGUUAUCUGUGACGUGAGCUGAGUGAUGAACUCGCUAGCAUGCUGUGCUCUGACGGCAUCCCGAUGCGGUGCCCCAACGAGGUGGAAAGGAAGUUCGAGCAUCUGCUCUCCGGGGUUCACCGAGCUCGUCCAGUCACAGUUGAGUGAGUGAUAUCUAUAUAGGCAUGGGCUCCUUCGGUGAUGUUUGGUAGGAAGAUGUCUUCAUUGGAGGUGAAGUGCCCAUGUUUCGGGCCUCGGGACUUUGCCCGUGACACAGUCCCCAGAGCUACCACGUGGACAUGGGCCAGAAACUAAUGAUAUGCAGGAUUAUCUGCCACUGCAUCGGGGUGUUCCUUCCCGGAAGAGGUUCACACUGCCUAAAUAUCAGCGAGCACGUUGGAUCUGUCUCGAAAAGGUCGAGAGGUUGUGGAACCAAACCUGGAACCUCAUGAGCAUAUCGGCGUUCCAUUGGUAGAGGACUCUACCACGGGAUGGGUUUGGAAGCAGUGUACGCAACAGAAAGUCGAGCAGGGCAUGGUACGUUCGAUCCAAUUACCAAGCCUAGGAGGUAUUUCGGGAGGAGGGAAAAAACAUCCAACAGAGUUAAUCAUUGUACACAUUUCAUUUCGUUUUGCAAAACAGGGGGUGACGUGACCACUGAGUCGCGAAGAGUGGGAGGUGAGGGAACCUGCGAGUGACCUGGGUUCGACUUAGGGUGCCUCGAGAAUUGACAGAGAGAAGAGGCGGGGAACUUUGGAACAUGCUCAUGCUGAACAGGGAAAGUGGUGAAUACGUAGUGGCUGACAAAUGUAGGAAUGGUAGGAAGAGAUGAAACUCGGCUUGGAGUCUCGCAAUAUACGCGAACUGCCAGUGUGCUAUCGUCAACAGUGCAAAUUGCCGUUAGCACCAAAUGAUGUACAGCAGCUAACGAUCGAGCGGCCUCCAACAUGAGUGGCGGUUGGUAGGAAUAUCAUUGAGUAGCAAUGUUAUGAUCGCAGCCACGAUGAUUAGAUUAGGCCAGAUGACAAUGGCGCUUGAGAAUGCACUCAAUGCGUACAGAGUAAAACACUAAGAGUGAAUUCUUAACACUGGUAACAAGGUGUGUUCUUUUUGGUCAUCGUGUCGAAGAAAUGCGCUCGACGGGCUCCGGAAUUUCCGAGAAGGUCCCCGGGUUUCGCCACCAGUCGUGUGUGACGGGAUUCUUGUAGACUUAGUUAGUUUUAUCAUACUAGACUUAGUGGAUUAGUAUAUACCACUGUUCGCCCUUGAUCCUCUUGUGAAAAUGGCUUUUUUAGUCUUAAUUGUGAAUUUGCACUACUUGCUAUCCUACCG
Messenger RNA from Marchantia polymorpha subsp. ruderalis, 3819 nucleotides. The record is from the annotation of a GenBank genome assembly. NCBI's taxonomy places the organism in Eukaryota, Viridiplantae, Streptophyta, Marchantiopsida, Marchantiales, Marchantiaceae.